Molecule: messenger RNA, 6654 nt
Organism: Hemicordylus capensis (graceful crag lizard)
Lineage: Eukaryota; Metazoa; Chordata; Lepidosauria; Squamata; Cordylidae
Product: mucin-5B-like
Exons: 47
Coding region: 1-6378 (2125 amino acids)
Cellular component (GO): extracellular matrix
Molecular function (GO): protein binding
Source: RefSeq, a predicted model, not a curated record
AUGUGCAGACUUGAUGCUGUGUCAAUGCUUGGAGUGCCCUCUGUGGUUCUCACCACCUUGAUUCUCUCUGCAGUUCAGCGUUCUGCAGUCACCAUGAGUCAAUGCUCCACCUGGGGUAACUUCCACUUUCAGACAUUUGACCGUGUAAAAUUUGACUUCCUUGGAACAUGCAGUUAUAUUUUUGCUUCACACUGCAAUCACAAUGAUCAGGACUUCAAUAUCCAGAUUAGAAGGAGCAUCAAAAAUGGGACUGCAAUCUAUUUCACUGCCUCCAUCGAUGGUGUGCUUUUGGAGGGGAAAGCAUCAGCCAUCACAGCCAAUGGGAAAGAAAUUUCUCUACCCUUCAGCCUGAAGAGUGUUCUAAUAGAAGACAUUGGUUCCUACUUCCAAGUCACUUCCAAACUUGGCUUGACUCUCAAAUGGAAUUGGGGUGACACUCUACUAUUAGAUUUAGAAGAUACAUACAGGGGGAAAACAUGUGGUCUGUGUGGGAACAAUGAUGGCAAUGGAAAUAAUGAUUUGAUCUUGCAUGCCUUCUUUGGUCGUCAUCUCCCUAUGUUCAGUGAACACAGAGAAAGGGAGCAGAAGUGCACUGAGCUAGUUAUGUUUCUCUGCAGAGGCAAGCACAAGAAAUCUAAGUGCAAGGAAGUCCUGUCCAGCUUUAGGAACUGCCCCAAGUUGGUUACCAUAGAUGACUAUGUAGGCAUGUGCAAUGGAGAUAUGUGCAGCUGUACUAUGAAAUCUUCUCAUUCUGACCUGGUUGCAAGCUGUGUGUGUAGUACUCUCAGCCAGUAUUCCCGAGACUGUGUCCUCAAGGGUGGGGACCCUGGAAAAUGGAGAUCCAAAGAACUCUGCUUCAAGAAAUGUUCAGACAACCUGGAGUUUAUGGAAUGUGGAAAUCCCUGUGCUGAUACUUGCUCCAACCCAGAAAGGAGCAAAAUAUGUAAAGCCCCAUGUACUGAUGGCUGCUUCUGUCCUGAGGGAACUAUUCUUGAUGAUAUCAGUGGCAAAAAAUGCAUCCCUACCGGCAGCUGCCCCUGCACCUUUCAAGGCAAAGUGUAUACAAGUGGAGAGACCUACUCAGUCCCCUGCCAAAACUGUAUCUGCAUCGGAGGAAAAUGGUCUUGUACAUCACAGCCUUGUUCAGGAAACUGUAAUAUAGAAGGAGGAUUUCAUGUAACUACAUUUGAUAAGAAACAAUUCAUUUUCCAUGGCAACUGCCGCUAUGUAUUAGCUAAGGAUACGGAUGGUUCCUUUGUGAUUAUUGGAGAAAUUGUUCAAUGUGGUGUUUCAAGCACUAGGACUUGCUUGAAGAAUGUCAUAAUCAUUUUAGGAGCCACUAAUAUAAGAGUUGGUUCCAGUGGAGAUGUCUACGUCAAUGAUGCCAUUGCAGUGUUGCCUAUAGCUAAAGAUGGUGUCACCAUCUUCAGACCAUCUACAUUCUACGUCAACAUUGUGACUUCUUCAUGGGUACAAAUUCAAGUACAACUUAAGCCCAUUAUGCAGCUCUUCAUAAUAUUAGAUGAAUCUUACCACAGUCGUACAUCUGGACUUUGUGGAAAUUUCAAUAAUGUGCAGAGUGAUGAUUUUCGAACGAUUAACGGGAUUUUGGAAGACUCAGCUUCUGCAUUUGGAAACUCGUGGAAGAUUGCGGCUAACUGUGCUGAUGUUCAAGACAGCUUUGAGGAUCCCUGUUUGAAAAGUGUGGACAAAGCAAAAUUUGGGAAGUAUUGGUGUGCCCUUCUGUCAAAUGCAAAUGGGAAAUUUGCCGAGUGUCAUGCUGUAAGAGAUCCUGCUCCUUAUGUCAAGAACUGUGCUUAUGACACUUGUAAUGCUGAGAAGAGUAAAGAGGCUCUCUGCAGUGUAUUCUCUGCCUAUGCCAGAGAUUGUGCUGCAAGUGGCAAACACCUGAAAGGCUGGAGAAGUGGUAUCUGCGAUGUCUCCAACGAGUGCCCUAAAACUAUGGAAUACAGCUAUGAAGUGAAAUUCUGUAACCGCUCUUGCCAUUCACUGCGUGAGCCCGAUAUGCUGUGUAAUGUUCAGAUCAUUCCUGUAGAGGGCUGUGGCUGCCCUGAUGGCACCUAUCUAGUAAAUGAGGAAGAAUGUGUUUCUCCGGAGGACUGUCCAUGUUAUUAUAAAGGCCUGAUGAUCCAACCUGGGAAUUCAUUCCAAAAGGAUAAGCUCAUGUGCAAAUGCAUUCGAGGACAAUUAGAUUGCAUUGGAAACAAAGAAGCUGUGAAAGAUUGUCCUCCUCCUAUGUAUUACUUUGACUGUAGCUUGGCUGGCUCAAGGGCAACUGGAUCAGAAUGUCAGAAAAGCUGUAGAACACAAGACAUGCAGUGUUAUGCUACAGAAUGUGUCUCUGGAUGCCUGUGUCCUGAUGGUCUGGUGUCUGAUGAUAAUGGCAGUUGUAUUGAGGAGGAGCAAUGCCCUUGCAUCUAUGGAGGAAACGUCUAUAGUCCUGGCACAUCUAUCACAGUCAGCUGUAAUACAUGCAUAUGCCACAGGAGGCAGUGGAAGUGUGCAAACCACCCCUGCCAAGGAACAUGUAUUGUGCAUGGGAAUGGACACUACUUCAGCUUUGAUGGAGGGAAAUUUGAUUUCAUGGGAGAUUGUGAUUAUAUCCUAGCCCAGGAUUUCUGCCCCCAAAAUCCCCAGUCAGGCACCUUUCGCAUUGUAAUGCAAAAUAUUGCAUGUGGUAAAUCAUUGAGUGUGUGCUCCUUGAAAAUCAGAGUGAUAUUGGAGGAUAGUGAAAUCAGACUUCUGGAAGGAAAAGUUGAGGAGAUUGUUAGUAAGCCAGGCAUUGAAAAGCAUUAUACAGUCUUUCUCAUGGGGAUUUAUAUUGUAAUUGAAACUUUCCAUGGGGUGACCAUCAUGUGGGAUGAGAAGACAACAGUGAUUGUACAAGUGGAAUCCUCUUUUCAGGGCAAAGUUUGUGGUCUUUGUGGUGACUUUGACAACAGUGCCAACAAUGAUUUUACCACUAGAGGGCAGCCUGUGGAGAUGCGUGCACAGGCAUUUGGAAAUAGCUGGAAAAUUACUACUAGCUGUACGGACAUAAGCCAGACUGACCUAUGUGCAAGUCAGCCUUUCAAGCUUGUACUGGGGCAAAAGCAAUGCAGUAUUAUCAAGAGUGAAGUUUUUCAUUCUUGCCACAGUAAGAUAAAUCCAACACCCUAUUAUGAAUCCUGUCUGUCUGAUUUCUGUGGCUGUGACAGCGUGGGAGACUGUGAGUGCUUCUGUACUGCUGUAGCUGCUUAUUCAAGGAGUUGUGGCAGAGCUGGUGUCUGUAUUGAUUGGCGAAGUCCUCGAAAUUGUCCUGUGUUCUGCGACUACUACAGCCCACCCAAUAGAAGGGAGUGGCACUAUAAAGCUUGUGGAGACCCUUGCUUAAAGACCUGCAGGAAUCCUGGGGGAGAAUGUGGCAAUCUACUUUACAGUUUAGAAGGCUGCUACCCUGAGUGCAGUGAUGAUAAGCCAUAUUAUGAUGAAGAAACAAGAGAAUGUGUCUCAUUGCUUGAAUGUACCUCAUGUGAUCCAAAACAAAAACUCUGCCUGAAGAAUUCUAAUGUGUGCCUUUGUUGCUACAACAAGAAGACCUAUGCCUUGAAUCAAUUAAUAUACAACAAAACAGAUGGGAGCAUCUGCACGACAGCAUUUUGUGGUUCUGGCGGAAGCCUCAUUAGUACAUUCAAUCCAUGUGGUACAUCUCUGGAAAAGGCGAUUUCUUCGAAACCAGGGCCUGGCUUGGUGGUCAAACCUCAAGGACAAACAAUUGCUUCUCCAGUUCCAAGAUCAGGAAAAAUAGUAACGCCUCUCACAACCACACCAGCAAAACCAAAAAUGACCCCAUGCUUCUGUAAUGUAAAUGGACAGCUGAUAAGUAAUGGCAGCAGGCACUUUGUGACAAUGGAUGCUUCAGGUUGGUGUAUUUAUGCAUAUUGUAAUACAUCAUGCCAAACUGAAUUCAGCUAUGGAGAAUGUUUCUUAACCACUACCGCCACUAGCAAACUUGGCAUGAUCUCUGGCAGACCUUGUAAGGGGAAUUUUCAGAAGUGUGAGAACAAGCCUCCUCUGCAUUCAGAAGUUGUCCCUGCAGUUACUUCUACAAAUGAUUGCACUGAUCUCGUCCCUCCUAGAAAGUUUCAAGAAUUAUGGACAUUUGGAAGCUGCCAAAUUGCUACUUGCUUAGGUAGAAACAAUAUUAAAGUAUCAGAUGUGCGCUGUCCACCUCAAAAGCUGAAGCUCUGUGUCAAUGGAUUGCCACUUGUCAAAAACCAUGGUGCAUCUCAGUGUUGCGGGACUUUGGAAUGCCAAUGUGCUUGCAGUGGAUGGGGAAAUCAACACUAUGUAACAUUUGAUGGAUCCUAUUAUAAUUUCCGUGGGAACUGCACCUAUCUCCUGAUGAAACCAAUCCGACCUAACUCUCAGAAUUUCUGGAUCCACAUGGACAAUCACUACUGUGCUGCCGCAGAAGGAGCUAUCUGCACUAUGACCCUUUUCAUAUUUUAUAACCACUCUAUCGUAAUUUUGACGCAAAGAGUUGGAAAUGGGAAAGCAGGCAACCUGGUUCUGUUUAACAACAGGGAAAUCGCUCCAAGUUUUUCAAAUGAUGGCAUUGAUAUCACUACCUCUGGACCAUACAUUGUUGUUAAAAUACGGAAUAUUGGACUUUAUGUCACCUAUACUCAGCUUGCUUUUUAUAUAAGCCUGCCUUUCAGCAGUUUUUAUAACAAUACUGAAGGGCAAUGUGGUACAUGCACCAAUAAAAAGACAGAUGAUGCUCUGAAAAGGAAUGGCAAGAUUGCAGAUUCUUUCACAGAGAUGGCAAUGGACUGGAAAGUGACAGACCUUCUGGCUAGAUAUUGUGAUUCAGGUCAACAUCUGGCACCUUCUACAACUGGAACACCACAACCCAAAAUGGCUGCUUGUGUUGCUCCUUCUUUAUGUAAACUUAUCUGGAACUUUACAGAAUGUCAUGAUGCUGUCCCCCCACGGCCUUACUAUGAUGCCUGUGUUAUGGAUGGAUGCUCAUUGCCAAAGCAGAAUGCUGAAUGUGGAAGUCUCCAGGCCUAUGCAGCCAUGUGUGGGUUCCAUGGGAUCUGCAUGGACUGGAGAAGCAAAACCAACAGAAAGUGUGAACUCACAUGCUCUAAGGACCAAAUCUAUAAACCAUGUGGAAGAAUGGAAAGGCUCACUUGCUAUAGUGGACAAAAUGCUGUCAGAACUGAUGCACCACUACAUGACACUCAAGAAGGAAUACUUGUUGAAGGAUGCUUCUGCCCUGAUGGAAUGAUCCAGUUGAAUUAUCAUGACAGUGUUUGUGUUUCCAUCUGUGGCUGCACAGGACCUGAUGGACUAUUGAGACAGCCAGGAGAACAUUGGGAAAAAGACUGUCAGACCUGCACUUGCAGCAAGGACACACUGGACAUUUCUUGUUCACCCCACAUUUGUCCAAAGUCUCCACCAAUCAUUUGCACUAAGGAAGGGUUUGUGCCUACAGUCCGGCUGAAUUCAAAAGAUCCCUGCUGCAUGGAGACAGUGUGUGAAUGUGAUGUGAGGUCCUGUUCUGUGACCACAAGGCAAUGUCACCCAGGCUUCCAAUCUGUAAGAACCACUCCUGAGGCUGGAUGUUGUCCUAUUUAUUCCUGUAUACCAAAAGGCGUUUGUGUAUCUAAUGGAACUGAGUAUCGGCCUGGGUCAUUGGUACAAUCAGACUCCUGUGAUGAAUGUGUUUGCACUGAUAUACAAGAUUCUAAGACAAAAACCAAUCAAAUUAAGUGCACUCCAAUACAAUGUCUUACUGAAUGUCAAAAAGGUUUCCGCUAUUUCAGCGAAGAAGGGAAAUGCUGUGGCGAAUGCAUGCAGGUGGCUUGCACAGCAAAACUUCCAUCUGGAAUAGUGAUUGUUGGGGUUGGGGAGAGCUACAAGGAUCCACAGGAUAACUGUACUCAGUACAGAUGCACCAGAUUAUCAGAUCAAUUUGUUCUGACUAGCACCGUAAAAACCUGCCCAGUGUUUGAUCAAGCAAACUGUAUUCCAGGAACCAUUGAAACUACUCCGGACAGAUGUUGUCAGAUCUGUCUCCCCAUGUCACAUGACUGUAAAAUUAAUGGCAGGAGACAGCAUAUUGUUUAUAACCACUGUAAAUCAGCUGCUCCUGUCUUGAUAUCUUCCUGUGAAGGAUCCUGCAACUCCUACUCUGUGUAUUCCAUUGACACCCACAAAAUGAAGCACAGAUGCACAUGUUGCCAUGCUACAAAAUAUCAUGAAGAGAAGGUGGAGCUGAUCUGCAGCAGAAGGAAGCGAAUUAAAUAUACAUACCUUCAUGUAGAUGAAUGUAGCUGUCUGGAGACAGCAUGCCUUACACAACCAUGAUCCAAAAGAGCUGGAGAAAAGUCCCACCUUUAUUUAAAUGAUUUAUCUUGCAGUGCUUCACAAUAACUGAUUUGCUGUUCAUGUGUGUAUGCAUACACAUCUCCCCUCCCCACCUGCUGUAAUCCAAGAUAUUCAGAGUUUUAAAUCAAAGUGAUUCAGUGCUACAAUCUCUCUCUUAUUCUGACCACUCUAGGAAAUUGGACAAUUAAGGAAAGAACUGUUCAUUGUAUGUUUGUCAAAUAAACUAUCUCCAAGUUAUCUUUCUAUCUAUUACAA